Molecule: messenger RNA, 1593 nt
Organism: Psilocybe cubensis
Lineage: Eukaryota; Fungi; Basidiomycota; Agaricomycetes; Agaricales; Agrocybaceae
Exons: 11
Coding region: 1-1593 (530 amino acids)
Molecular function (GO): oxidoreductase activity, acting on paired donors, with incorporation or reduction of molecular oxygen; iron ion binding; monooxygenase activity
Source: RefSeq, a predicted model, not a curated record
AUGGUCAUUAAGUCAAAGGAAUCCUCAUCAGCAUCACCUUCACUCAACAUGAUUCAAACAGUUAUUGUAGCUUUAGCAUUAUUGGCAGGCUUGUGGUUUAUUCGCAACAAGCGAGCUCCGUCUACCCCCUAUUCACAUCUGCCUCUUCCACCUGGUCCGAAAAGACUGCCGGUCAUAGGAAAUCUCCUCAAUAUGCCUGCCGCUGCUCAUGACUAUCACGAGUGGUCGAAACAAUACAAAAGCGAUAUAAUUUAUUUGGACGUCCCAGGAUCGAAGAUGGUUGUGUUGGACACCUACGACGCCGCCUUUGAGCUUCUGGAAAGGCGUUCUGCCAAAUAUUCUAGUAGAGCCCGGUUGACUAUGGUUAACGAGCUGAUGGGAUGGGACUUUGCGUUGGGCUUCAUGGAAUAUGGUAAAGCAUGGCGUGAUCGCCGAAGGCUGAUGCAUAACAGCUUCCAUCCAGAGGCUGCCAAACAAUUUCGGCCUCAACUCCUGAAAGAAACACGGAAAAUGCUUGAACGAUUCCUAGAUACACCGAACGGCGAUGUGAUGGGGAAUAUACGCCACAUGACACGGAACAUAAUACUACAAAUAACUUAUGGACUGGAAGUGCAGCCUGAAGGCGACCCGUUUAUCGAAGUCGCAGAACGUGCGAUCGAAGGGUCACUAGUUGCCUCUAUUCCGGGAAAUUUCUUGGUCAACUCUUUCCCAUUCCUGAAGCACGUUCCGGAUUGGUUCCCUGGCGCUAGCUUCCACAAGAAGGCACGGGAGUGGAAAGGCUAUGGCCUGAAGAUGAUCGAAUCUCCCUUUUCAGCAACGAAACGUAACAUGGCUGCAGGAGAAUCGCCUCAAUGCUUCGUUUCAACGAACUUGGAGAAAAUGGAGACGCAUGACGCAGCACACGAAAGAGACAUAAAGUUAACAGCUGGUAGCAUGUACUCUGGCGCCCAGACUUUGUCCGCAAUAGGCUCGUGCAUCCUUGGGUUCCUCCAGAAACCGGAGGUGCUCAAGAAAGCUCAAGCAGAGGUUGACAAAAUGGUCAAACCAGGGCAUCUACCUGACUUCGAAGAUAUCGAUUCGCUUCCUUACAUUACCGCUAUUACGAUGGAGGUAUUGCGUUGGCGAGUUGUUGGACCUAUUGGCGUUCCUCACCUGCUUACAGAGGAGGACGAAUAUAAAGGAUACAGAAUUCCUGCUGGAACAACAGUAAUAGCUAACCAAUGGGCCAUGCUUCACGACGAAAGCGUGUAUCCAAACCCUUCAGAUUUCAACCCUGAUAGGUUCAUGUUAGACGGGAAAGUAAACCCUGCUGUACGUGACCCUUCGCAUGCUUGCUGGGGAUUUGGAAGGCGUAUAUGCCCUGGCAGAUACAUGGCAUUUUCUUCCGUAUGGAUAGCCAUAGCAUCGUUGGUCGCCGUUUUCGAUAUUUCGAAUGCAGUUGAUGACGAAGGAAAUGUCAUUGAGCCCACCCACGAAUACACACCUAAUCUCAUAAGGGUCCCUGUGCCAUAUAAAUGUUCAAUCACUCCACGGUCUCCACAAUCCGAUAGGUUGAUCCGCGCCUCCGUUCAUGAAGAACUAGCAAAUGCUUAA